GUGGCCUCCUCAAUCUUAUUAGUAUAAAAUGGGUACUUGUAUACGUGCCUUGCAUAUGUAAGUGUUCCAAGUGUUGUAUAAAAAAUUGCUACGUAGCAACCAAAAUAACUAUAUAUAUGCAGAUUGCAUAUAUAGCUGGAGUUGUCUAAUCUUAUCUUGUUGAUUCCUUUCUCUAUUUUCAUUGUUUUGUGCGUGUCCUCUUUUCCAUAAGAUUUUCAAAGAACACAACAUAAUCACCACCAUUUACAUUAUAGUAACAACCUACAGAAGAAGGAUCGACCAAAAUGAUUCGAAGAACAGUGAACUUUCCGAGUUUAAGGAAAUUGCUUCUUCGUCCUAGUUAUCUGUCUUCGUCCAAGAUAGGGGCUUACAAUGGCUAUGCAUCUCAGCCCUCCCCUCUUCCAAUUCCAGACCCAACUUACAGCGAUGAUGAUGAGUACGCAAAUGUGGAUUGGGACAGCCUUGGGUUUGGACUCAUGCCAACCGAUUUCAUGUACGUUACAAAAUGUAGUGCUGGCCAAAAUUUUGGACAUGGACAACUUAAUCGGUAUGGCAACAUAGAACUUAGCCCAUCAGCAGGGGUCCUAAAUUAUGGCCAGGGAUUAUUCGAAGGCACGAAAGCAUACAGAAAGGAAAAUGGGCAGCUGCUGCUAUUCCGUCCAGAAGAAAAUGCUAUUCGCAUGAAGAUUGGUGCUGAAAGAAUGUGCAUGACAGCACCUUCCAUUGAUCAAUUUGUUGAUGCCUUGAAGCAAACUGCUCUAGCAAAUAAGCGUUGGGUUCCUCCACCGGGCAAAGGAUCGUUGUAUCUUAGGCCACUGCUCUUAGGAAGUGGUCCGGUUCUUGGUUUGGCUCCAGCACCUGAAUACACAUUCCUCAUAUAUGCUUCCCCUGUUCGCAACUAUUUCAAGGAAGGUUCUGCGCCACUUAAUUUGUACGUGGAAGAGGAUUUUGACCGUGCUUCGCAACGCGGGACUGGAAGCGUUAAAACCAUUUCCAAUUAUGCACCGGUCUUGAUGGCACAAAAUAGAGCCAAGAGCAGAGGAUUUUCGGAUGUGUUAUACCUUGAUUCAAACAGUAAGAAAAAUCUGGAGGAGGUCUCUUCUUGUAACAUUUUUAUUGCCAAGGGCAAAACCAUUUCAACGCCUGCUAUCAGUGGAACCAUACUUUCCGGAAUCACAAGAAAAAGUGUCAUUGAAAUUGGCAGUGAUUUGGGUUAUCAGGUGGAAGAGCGCGUUGUUGCUGUGGAUGAAUUGACUGAGGCAGAUGAAGUUUUCUGUACAGGAACUGCCGUUGGUGUUGCUCCUGUAGGGAGCAUCACAUACCAGAAUAAAAGGGUGGACUAUAAAACAGGUUCUGGAACAAUUUGUCAAGAGCUGUGCAAGACCAUUUUAGGAAUACAAACAGGUAGUAUUGAAGAUAAGAAGGGAUGGAUUGUUGAAUUUGAUUAAGUGUGUACAUAGAUUAAAUUAUUUUGGCAUUGAAAUGGCAUCAAAGAAAUAUAAGUUUGUAAGAUAAGUUGUUCUUAACAUGCUACGUACCCUAUGUGAAAAAUGGUCAAAAUAACUUUGUGGUCUCUACACAUAUUGUGUACAUAUAUUAGAGUGACACCAAGGGGCUGUAUUUUAAUUCUUGUGUUUGGGUUUGGUGUACAUAUUUCUAAUUGUGUGACUGCAUGCAUUAUGUUAUGUGAUUGGAUGGAAACUCAA
Messenger RNA from Medicago truncatula (barrel medic), 1706 nucleotides. RefSeq names its product branched-chain-amino-acid aminotransferase 2, chloroplastic. The record is from RefSeq and is a predicted model, not a curated record. Lineage: Eukaryota; Viridiplantae; Streptophyta; Magnoliopsida; Fabales; Fabaceae. Bases 285 to 1448 code for a protein of 387 amino acids. The transcript is spliced from 10 exons. Gene Ontology annotation, biological process: branched-chain amino acid metabolic process. Gene Ontology annotation, molecular function: branched-chain-amino-acid:2-oxoglutarate transaminase activity.